Messenger RNA from Magnolia sinica, 1758 nucleotides. RefSeq names its product mannose-1-phosphate guanylyltransferase 1-like. Gene Ontology annotation, molecular function: mannose-1-phosphate guanylyltransferase (GTP) activity; GTP binding. Gene Ontology annotation, cellular component: cytoplasm. NCBI's taxonomy places the organism in Eukaryota, Viridiplantae, Streptophyta, Magnoliopsida, Magnoliales, Magnoliaceae. The transcript is spliced from 6 exons. The record is from RefSeq and is a predicted model, not a curated record. The coding region runs from base 259 to 1344 and encodes 361 amino acids. Gene Ontology annotation, biological process: GDP-mannose biosynthetic process; cell wall mannoprotein biosynthetic process.
GCCGCGCUGUUCAACCCGCGCAGCUAACGAACCGUUAGGGGGCGAAAAAGCGAGGGAAAAGUCGACGAGGAAAAUCAGAUCGCCACCAAGCUAGCCGCCGUAAAUCGGGUUUUCCGGCAAGAAUCUGGCUACCUUUCCGAUUUCUUUGCUGAUGGUAUCUGAAGAAAUCGACUUUCUUAGCAUUGCCUGGUCCAUUUCAACACCCGCUGGAUUCUUUCCAAGCUUCUUUAGGGGUAAUCAACCUUCCAUUUCUCCACCAUGAAGGCCCUCAUUCUUGUUGGAGGAUUCGGAACCCGCCUGCGGCCAUUGACACUCAGUGUCCCAAAACCACUCGUUGAGUUUGCUAAUAAGCCCAUGAUCUUGCAUCAGAUCGAAGCUCUGAAGGCUAUUGGAGUAACUGAAGUCAUUUUAGCCAUCAACUACCAGCCACAGGUGAUGAUCAACUUCUUGAAGGAAUAUGAGGCUAAGCUUGGGAUCAAGAUCAGCUGCUCCCAAGAGCCAGAGCCUCUCGGCACAGCAGGCCCCUUGGCACUGGCCAAAGGCAAGCUCAAUGAUGGAUCUGGUGAGCCGUUCUUCGUCCUCAACAGUGAUGUUAUCUGUGAGUAUCCGCUUAGAGAAAUGAUCGAAUUCCACAAAUCCCACGGUGGAGAGGCUUCGAUAAUGGUAACCAAGGUUGAUGAGCCAUCGAAAUACGGAGUGGUGGUGAUGGAUGAGGAAUCUGGAAAGGUUGAGAGAUUCGUCGAGAAGCCGAAAACAUAUGUUGGUAACAAGAUCAAUGCUGGCAUCUACCUGAUGAACCCGUCCGUUAUCCAGCGGGUCCAGCUGAGGCCCACCUCGAUUGAGAAGGAAGUCUUCCCUCAGAUCGCGGCCGAGCAGAAUCUCUACGCCAUGGUCUCGAAGGGAUUCUGGAUGGACAUCGGGCAGCCGAGCGACUACAUAAAAGGCCUGAGGCUGUACCUGGACUCACUGAGGAAGCGGUCCUCACCCAUGCUGGCCACUGGGCCCCACAUUGUGGGGAACGUGCUAGUGCAUGAGACGGCAGUCAUUGGCGAGGGCUGCCUGAUCGGGCCCGACGUUGCAAUCGGGCCUUCGUGUGUGGUCGAGAUAGGGGUGAGGCUCUCGCGGUGCACUGUGAUGCGGGCUGUCCGGAUCAAGAAGCACGCAUGCAUCUCCAGCAGCAUCAUCGGGGCACAGUCAACUAUCGGGCAGUGGGCCCGCAUUGACAACAUGACCGUCCUCGGGGAGGAUGUGCAGGUCAGCGACGAGAUAUACAGCAACGGCGGCGUCGUACUCCCCCACAAGGAGAUCAAAUCCAGCAUCCUGAAGCCCGAAAUCGUGAUGUGAACCCACCACAGUAUGAGGUGCUAGAGUUAGAGUCAGUGUAGAAUUAUACAGGUUAGAUGAAUGAUACAUAAUAGUCUCCAUGAAAUGCUCACCAGCUGUACCUACGGUGCUUGCGUGCAGCAAUCAGGACCAUUGAUUUGGUAGGCCAUUGUUUACAUGGGCCAUCAGCAUUCCCUGAAAAUGGUGGCCCGCCCGAUCAAUAUUUGUGAUCUACAAUGCGAUCGCCAUAUGUACGGUGGGGGCAGCAUUUCAUACACGUUCAUGUGCAGGUACGGAGGUAUGUUUGUUAGUUAGGUAUGCAUGUAUUGAAGGAUGUGGUUAUUUAAGUGUCACGUGGGCGUCGGUGUAUGUGUAUAUAAAGUGACUAUGAUAGUGUUUUGGGCUGUUUGUAAUGCAUCUGGGAUGGCUUUUAUA